This is a messenger RNA of Mytilus trossulus (common blue mussel), 1366 nucleotides long. Its product is annotated as ATP synthase mitochondrial F1 complex assembly factor 1-like. Lineage: Eukaryota; Metazoa; Mollusca; Bivalvia; Mytilida; Mytilidae. The transcript has 11 exons. Gene Ontology annotation, cellular component: mitochondrion. Bases 281 to 1327 code for a protein of 348 amino acids. The record is from RefSeq and is a predicted model, not a curated record. Gene Ontology annotation, biological process: mitochondrial proton-transporting ATP synthase complex assembly.
CGGAAAAGUACACUCUUUUCUGGGGCUAAAUUAUUCUAUUGAAGUCCCAGGUCUUUCUUAUAAGUCUUAUAAUAUAAACAGGAAAACAGCCAAAACACUUUGGUAUCACCAUCUCCAUGAUCUCUGCAGACAUAAAAUAGAAGACCCACAUCCAAAAAAAUGCUGUUAAAGAAAAUAAAUCCUUAGGCUUCAUUAGAAGAAAUCUUAAAGUACAAACACAAACAUUUAAAGGAAGAGAUCGCUCCAAACAUGUUAACUUAAGACCAAAGUUAGAACACUGAUGUACUACAUUUACCUAGGUGGGACCCUGGUAUUUACAAAUGAAUUUAUAACAUUGAUAGAAAAAGUAGAGACAGACGGCCAGAAAAUAUCAUGCAUGAAUUACAGAUGUGAUACAACUAUGUUACCAAGGUCACAGUUACUCCGUGUUUGUUUCUCUUGUUGGAGAAAUGUUCCAACUCAAUUAAACAGAUCAACAUAUUCAAGAAAUCUAUUAUGUUCUAAUAAGUGUGGACUCAGGUGGAAAAAAUCCCAACAGGCUGUUACAAGGGACUAUUCCAAUACAACAGAAAAUGAUCUUGAUAUAUCACAAAACCCAUACUUUGAUAAAUACAAGGGGAAAAUUAGUAAUAUACAAAGUACAUCUCCAGAAGAGUUUCAGGCUAGACUUGACCAACUGAAGGACAAAAAACUUGAGUCAUUAGAGCAGAGAAAACAGGAGAUUAAAGAUGCUCAAUCAGUUCCCAAACCUAGUGUUGAAAGUCCCCAGGGAACUGGUAACUGGCCACCAAGGAGUUUAGAUGAAGUAAUGAAAAUUGAUCUAAUUAAAGAUAAAAGUGCUGAAGAAAUAAAGAAGAUUUGGAGUCAAUAUUAUGCAGAAAAAGAUUGUAUCUUUGGAGCAGUGGAGGCUAUGAAUUAUGAAAGUUUAGUUUCUAAAGCAAAGACUUGUCCUCUUUUUAUGUACCCAUUACCCAAAGGAGAUGGUUAUGAAUAUUAUUUCUCACAGAUACAUGGAAAAGAUGUCUAUUUCACCCCACUGGGAAUGUACCAGCUUCUGAAAGAAAAUGCUCCUCCAUGUCUGACUGUAGCACAUUUUCCUGAAUUUGCAGAUGACAAAGGGAUAGUUUUGAUGGCUGGACAGUAUGAUGAAAAUAUUAUAAGUAAAGAAGAAGCCAUAAUAUUGGUUUGUCAGAUGAGUUCAUACUACAGUCCUAGUGCUGGAGAAAAAUUUAAUCUGAUCAGAUUGUUUAACCUAACUCCAGACAAAUUCAAACAUCUUGAUGUCUUAAAUGAAUAUGAAAAAAUGAAACACACAUUACCAUCUUAAUGGUUCUUGUAAUUCUAAAAAUAAACUUCAUUACCUGUA